AUGGGCAUCAGGGAUAUUUUUUUCUUGCUGAUGUUGGCUGCCAUUUUUCAAAGCUCCGCUCUUGCCGCAGAGCGCGGGCGUGAGCUUCUCGCUCAUCACGUGGGAGCUGUGAAGCCAUCUCUUGGCAGCCUGUGGCGCGCAAGAGUGAACAGCAGGAUCGCUGGCGCCUCCAUUUCCACUGAAUCAAGAAGCUCUGCUCCUGCUAGCGGUGCUAGUGGUAGCAGCAGCAUCCGGCCCGGGAGCAAUGCUGGAACUUCCAGCAAAGCAGCAGCAACUAGUACUGUACGAAGUGCUGCAGCUGCUAGUGGAGGAAAUAGAACGCUUGAGAACAGGUCUGCAGCAGUGGUGAAGGCGAAAAAUAUCACAGUGGGAACAGGUCUUGGCAAGACCGUUGGAGCUACGAGCCGCACAGCAUCCGCUUGUGAUGUGUCGUCGCUUGCCGACUACACCUCCUCCGUUCAGCUCUCCUCCGACCUAACCCUCCACUGGAAGGCUGCAAGUGCAUCCAAAGUCAAUCUAGCCCUGGAGGCAGCAUCGGGCAGCACGGCAGCAGCGGGGUGGUUCUCCCUGGCAUGGUCUGCAGACGGCCGCAUGGCCCCCGCUGAUGCUGUCAUUGGGAACCUGCCUGGGGGCGCUGUGGCGGCUUAUUACAUGAGCGGCUAUGAGCUCAGCAAUGUGCAGCCUACAAGCACCUUCGAUAUUGGCAACGCGGUCCAGACUAAGUUCUCCCGCGUUACAGGCGAUGGCUCCGUGCCAGUGAACGUUGGCGGCAGCAACACACUCAUCUGGGCCUUCUCUCAAGGCGGCUCCCAGUCCCUCGGGUUCCACGGGGAGAACGACGGAGAGACCACAGUUGACUUCUCCUGUGACGGCUCCUCCUCCUCCGCUCCCCCCUCCACCUCCCCACCUUCCUCCCCUGCACCCCCCUCCACCUCCCCACCUUCCUCCCCUGCACCCCCCUCCCCUUCCCCUCCCUCAACCUCCCCUCCCUCCUCCUCCUCCUCCUGUGCCGCCUCCACCAUCACUGGAUACACCUACUCUGCACCCCUUGACUCCUCUCUCACCCUCCACUGGCACACAGCCAGCGCCACCAAAGUUAACCUAGCCCUAGAGGCAGCAGCGGGCAGCACGGCAGCAGCGGGGUGGUUCGCCCUGGCAUGGUCUGCAGACGGCCGUAUGGCCCCCGCUGAUGCGGUGAUUGGGAACCUGCCUGGGGGCGCUGUGAAGGGUUAUUAUAUGGCCGGGUAUGGGCUGGGCGAUGUGCAGCCUACAAGCGGCUUCAGUAUUGGGACUGGUGCGGCAUUGACUACUGCUGCUAGUGGCUCCAAAGUCAUGAAUGGUGAGCUCACAUUGGACUUCUCUUGCACUACCUCAUCCACUGGUGGUGGCAUCGGUGGUGGCAUUGGUGGCGGUGACAACAACGGAGGUGGCUUUGGAGAGGGGCACCAUGGGCAUGGCCAUGGGCACGGGGGUGGCGAUGGGGAUGGCGAUGGGGAUGGCGAUAGGGAUGGCGAUAGGGAUGGCGAUAGGGAUGGCGAUGGGCGUGGGGGGCUUGGAGAGCGUGGGGGUCCGGGAGGUCUUGGGGGUCAUGGCCAUGGUGGUGGGGUUGGAGGGGGUGUGGUGGGGAACUCGACUGGUGGUGGGUGGGGUGGCAGUGGUUUGGGCGGUUGGUGGAACUGGUUGGGCCGGUGGUAG
Molecule: messenger RNA, 1695 nt
Organism: Closterium sp. Naga37s-1
Lineage: Eukaryota; Viridiplantae; Streptophyta; Zygnematophyceae; Desmidiales; Closteriaceae
Source: the annotation of a GenBank genome assembly